Colletotrichum paranaense is the source of this 1374-nucleotide messenger RNA. RefSeq names its product arylsulfatase A. The coding region runs from base 1 to 1374 and encodes 457 amino acids. Gene Ontology annotation, molecular function: arylsulfatase activity. Lineage: Eukaryota; Fungi; Ascomycota; Sordariomycetes; Glomerellales; Glomerellaceae. The record is from RefSeq and is a predicted model, not a curated record. The transcript has a single exon.
AUGGCUCGAGACCCAGAUCGUCCAAACGUCGUCCUGAUCCUAGCCGACAACCUCGGCUGGGGUGAAUUAGGUUGUUACGGCGGUGGCGCCCUCCGCGGCGCCGCAACGCCCUGGAUCGACAGGCUCGCGACGCAAGGUCUCCUGCUGCACAACUUCAACGUGGAGAGCGACUGCGUGCCAACCCGCUCCGCGCUGAUGACGGGCCGGCACCCGAUCCGGACCGGCUGCCGACAAUCCGUCCCCGCGGGGUUCCCGCAGGGUCUGACUCCGUGGGAGCGGACGCUGGCUGAGUGUCUCAAGGAGAACGACUAUGCUACUGCGCACCACGGGAAGUGGCAUCUGGGAGAUGUCCCAGGUCGGUAUCCUUCGGACAGAGGCUUUGACGAGUGGUUUGGGAUCCCGCGGACAACGGAUGAGACGCAGUUCACCUCUGCGAUUGGGUAUACUCCUGAAGUGGCGGAGAUACCGUACAUCAUGAAGGGAGUUGCUGGGCAAAAGUCAGAGAAUGUGCGCGUCUACGACUUGGAGGCCAGGAGACUCAUCGACGAGAUGCUGGUGGAGAAAUCUAAAGACUGGCUGUCUCGUCAAGUUGCGGCUGAACGGCCAUUCUUCCUCUAUCACCCUCUCGUCCACCUUCACUUCCCGACGCUGCCUCACAAGGACUUUGCGGGAACUACCAAACAAGGUGACUUUGCCGACUCCAUGGCGGAGAUGGAUCACCGCGUAGGCCAAAUCCUUGACCACAUAGACUCCCUCGGAAUUCGGGAAAAUACAGUCGUCAUCUUUGCCUCCGACAACGGUCCCGAGUUCAGGGAGCCGUACAGGGGCACGGCGGGGCCGUGGUCGGGGACAUACCAUACUGCCAUGGAAGGCAGUCUGCGCGUGCCCUUCAUCAUACGGUGGCCGCGUCACGUUCCAGAAGGCGUCACGUCCAACGAGAUCGUUCACGUAACGGACAUUUUCACAACAAUUUUGUCCGUCACCAAGUCUGGAGUUCCAGACGAUCGCCCCAUCGACGGCAUCGAUCAGACAAUCUUCUUCAAGGACCCGGCCAGCGUCAGAUCCGAGAGGCUGGGUUUCUUGUUUUACAUCAAAGAAGAGCUGCGAGCGAUCAAAUGGAAGGACUGGAAGCUGCAUCUCGUCUGGGAACCCAAAGUCAAUCAGUCGUCGGGUCGGCUCGAGUCGCCUUACUUGUUUAACACCGUCAGGGACCCAAAGGAGGAAUCGGACAUUUUGUCGUUCAACACCUGGGUAUUACAGCCAAUGACCAAGUUGAGGACUGAGUUCCAGAGGAGCUUGGCAAAUGAUCCGGCGCCUCCUGACCCGUUGAAGGAUUUUCUCUGCUCUAAUAUAGACGUAGCCAUUCUCUGGUAG